Phytophthora sojae is the source of this 774-nucleotide messenger RNA. RefSeq lists its product as hypothetical. The transcript has 3 exons. Lineage: Eukaryota; Oomycota; Peronosporomycetes; Peronosporales; Peronosporaceae. Bases 1 to 774 code for a protein of 257 amino acids. The record is from RefSeq and is a predicted model, not a curated record.
AUGCCUGUUUAUACCAGGGACACCGCGCUAACAACUCCACUAUUCAAUAUACCGACUUCCGUGCGUGUCGCUGUUAAAAUUGGGGAAAUUACGAAGACGAGCCGAACCAAUGUCCCUGUCGAGAAGCCUGUGUUCUCAUUUGACGAGCGCGAACAUGGCCACAGCGACGUUUGUAAGCAGGUUGAAGACCGUGUUGCAGCAAGCCUCAGUUCCUACGGGCAGAAAACUAUUCGCUCCGACCCCAGCAUCUACAUGAAACUAAGCCAGGGGGCACCUCAACGAAAUUGGGUUUCUGUAUCGGAGGGGACGUUUGGAUCGCUCGUGGCGACUUCCUUUUCUAACUACCAGCGGCGCACGACGAAUACAGGUCCGUUUGAAAUAGAGGUUGUACUUGCAGCUCGAAAACCUAUAAGCAACUUAGCUGGGACCCGACGCGCGACCGCCCCACGCAUACUAGAGGCAGCACGAACGAUCGACAGCUUCCUGGAGCAGCGCUCCGACCUCCAAGUUGGUGAGAUUGCCCGAACCCAUUGGUCGUUUUCGGAUGCCCGCCAGCCGGAAGGAACCGAACUCACGGUGCCCGAGACGGCAACAUUUGCCCAAGCCCAGCAUAUAGACGCUAUCGUCAUGCCGCUAACGAUCGAAGUCGCUGAGCUGCGCCGCGUGUUGGGGCUUCCGAGCCACAAUUUACUUGCCAGCGGGGUCUUCUCGUCAUUUGAGCCACCUGCGGAGCCUGAGGAAGACGUCUCGGACGACGAACACAAGAGCGACUAA